AUGAAUGACAGAAGCAGAAAGGGAGCCUUCGUUCUUCAGCAAGGUAGCGCGGCCGUACAACGAGGGCCUGUUGACCAUUCACACUUCCCGACAGCUUUCCCUUACUCGACUGACGACUAUUCUGUUCAGUUCCGGAAAGGUCAACCAUUCCGCGUUACCGGAGGCCAAGAAGAGUUGUGGUUGUGGACUUGUUCUGGACAGCGGUUCAGUCAAUGUGUCACGACCCCCACCACACUCACUCGUGUCUUUUUGCUAUUUGCCCUUUCUUUUGUAUUCACGAGACGCGGCGACAGAGUUCACCCUGAAGUCGAGGUUAUCUAUAUGUCUUCUAGCCCUACUUUCAUCUCAUGCGUAUCGGUGAAUGAUUCAGAGCCUGACGUUCCAAUCGCGGUACAAUGUAGUGAAUCCUCCAACAGCGGGCCCAGUCAUAUCGAACUGCUGAUCAAAGCUGCAAUGCGUGGUUUGGAGGGACUUUUCGUGAUAUUGCGCCUUUCUCCGGAGAAGAGAAAAAUUGCCUUGUACUUUUUGGUGCCAUUCUUCCCUGGAGAUACAGAUGAACUCUCUUUUACGUGUGUCGACUUCCGCCCCCAGGUUAAUGUAUGUAUCGAUAGCAAGACAUUAGUCGCGGGCAUGGUGCUCUGUUCCAUUGGAAAGACAUUGUCUGAUGGUGUUCCCAUCGCCUUGACUAUUUUUGUCUUUGAGGUUGCUUGCUGCUCCAACCAAGACACCAGUAUUAAUGCCGCGGAUACGGCUGGUUCAGUCUCGAUAGGUUAUUCUCAGGCAGCCGAUUACAUGAAACAGACUUCAAGAUUGAAGUCCGUACAGAUUGGUAGCAAAGAUUUGACGAAGAGCUUAUCUAUGGUCGUUUCUCCGGAAUAUGACUCAAUUUUUGUUGCUGCUACAAAUCUUACAUCUCAGAUGCAAAGCUUACGAACCUCGACGACUUUCGAGAUCAGGACCGAGAGAAGUCGCCUACUGGGCGACGAGGGACCGUUGAAAGCGUACGAGAAGGCACUGGGCUGCUUCGAAGCCUGUAGUCAGAGACAAACCAUCAACGCCAGUGUCGGAACCGCAGUUGCCGUCGACGGGGCGGAAUUUCUUGCAUUAUUUCUACUGUCGCCGGACACCAUAUCCUCUUUCUUACGCCUGGCGCUGGCAUCCAUCUAA
This is a messenger RNA of Colletotrichum lupini, 1167 nucleotides long. RefSeq lists its product as uncharacterized. Bases 1 to 1167 code for a protein of 388 amino acids. The transcript has 9 exons. Lineage: Eukaryota; Fungi; Ascomycota; Sordariomycetes; Glomerellales; Glomerellaceae. The record is from RefSeq and is a predicted model, not a curated record.